This is a messenger RNA of Necator americanus (New World hookworm), 480 nucleotides long. RefSeq lists its product as uncharacterized. Lineage: Eukaryota; Metazoa; Nematoda; Chromadorea; Rhabditida; Ancylostomatidae. Bases 1 to 480 code for a protein of 159 amino acids. The record is from RefSeq and is a predicted model, not a curated record. The transcript has a single exon.
AUGGGCAUGAAAUUUUACCCAUGUCUCAGCAAUAGACAAGAGUCUCCUGACUCCGGAGAAAAGUUUGGUACGGUAGCGCCAGGAAAGACGCAGUUGCAGGAGUCACAUAGGUUACUGAAACGGAAGAGGACUAGGAUGACGGUCGGUACUUGUAACGCAUGUACGUUUGCAUCAGAAGCGGCCAUAGAAGAUCUGAUGAUGCAAGAAAAGAAGAUUAAGUACGACGUCAUCGGAAUGACCGAGACGAGACGACGUCACCCUCUCAACGCCGUAUAUGAAACUGGAGAAGAAUUGUUCUUAGGAACAUGUGACAGAAGUGGGGUUGGUGGAGUUGGCGUCCUCGUUAUCACGAGUAUGGUAAAGAACAUCGACGCUUUCGAACGACUAGACCCGAAUCGGAUGUCUGCGGAUGGGAAGAUGUGGUCCAACUCUAGCUUUGACUACUUCUUCGCUUACGCCAUAAGGAUAGCACCAAGUUAA